AUGGAAAAAUCAAAACUUAAACUUAAGACGGAAGAAGAGAGGAGGAGAACGGUGGAAGAAGAAGUUAGGAGAAAGGAGGAGGAAGAAGAAGAAAGAAGGAAAAUUGAAUGGGAGCUAAUAGAAAGACAAAGGAAGAACAAAAAAAUAAAUAGAAGCACGGACAGGGUAGCACAAUCAACGAUACUGGAAGAAGAGAAAGAAGAGGAGGAUGAGGUGAAAAAACAAGAAACAGGAGGAGACGAAAGUAGCGAGGGGGCGCUGCUUAAGAAAAUAAUAUUUGGAACAAAAUCGGGGAAAAAAAGGGAAAGGGAGAAAAGCAGAGUAGAGGGAGAAAUCGAGAAUAAAAAAGAAAAAAAAGAGGGAGAAACAAUAACGGUAGAGGAGGAGGAAAGGGAAAUAGACGACAAAAUAUUGGAAAUUAAAAACAUGCUGGGAGGGGAUAAAAAAUUAAUCAAAAAAUUGGAGGAGCUGAGGGAAUUAAUAUCUAAUAAAAACUUGAGAAACAUAGGAAAGAAGAGGUGUAGAGAAUGUAUAGAGGAGGAAGAAAAACAAAGAAAAAAGGAGAAAACACAAAAAAUUAUAAAGGAAAUAGAUACAGGGGAUGGGGAAUAUGAGGUAUGGGAAAGAUUAGCGGGGGAAGAAUGGGAGGAGGUGUAUAAAAAAACAAAGUGGGAGAGAGAAAGAGUUGAGAACGUUUUAAGGGAAAGACUAAGCAACGCGAUAAUAAUAGGAAAAGGAGUGGGGGGUACAACAAUAGAAUUAAUAAAAAAAAUAAGAGAGGAAAUGUGGGGGGUGUUAGAGAAAACGGGACCAGGGGAAAUAGAAUUAAUAGAAAAUAAUAUAAAAACUAAAAACAAUAGGAGAAUGUGGAUAAAUUAUAUGGUCAAAUUAGGGGAUGAAGAGGGGGAAUUUAAAACCAUAAUGAAUUUAGUAAAAUUGGCAAAAGAAAAAGAAGAAAAAAACAUUAAAGUCAUAAUCGGGGAGGGGGUGGACAAAAUUAAAAUCAGAAAAAUAAUAGAAUUCGUGGGGAGAACAGGAGAAACUGAAUGGAGUAUAUUAACCAAAGGGGAAGAGGUGGUUAGAAUAGGUGGUGGUGGUUCAGAAAGGGACGGAGGGGAGUCUCUAUUUAUAAAAACAGGAAUGAAAAAAUACACGGAAGUCCUCAAGACAAUUAAAACUAACGUAGAUGUGGACGAACUGGGAAUUAAAGUUGAGUCGGUACGCAAAACAGGGAGGGGGACCUGUUAG
This is a messenger RNA of Diorhabda carinulata, 1248 nucleotides long. RefSeq names its product trichohyalin-like. The record is from RefSeq and is a predicted model, not a curated record. NCBI's taxonomy places the organism in Eukaryota, Metazoa, Arthropoda, Insecta, Coleoptera, Chrysomelidae. The coding region runs from base 1 to 1248 and encodes 415 amino acids. The transcript has a single exon.